CUGUUAACUGCACCCUGGCCGCCAUGCUGGACUCACACACACAGAGCGCCCCCUGCUGUCUACAUCAAAUCUCUAUCAACUGGACUGAGACCAAUGAGACCCUAGUUUCAGUGGAAAUCCAGUUGAGGGCUGCUAAUAGAUGUUUUUUAAUGUGAAGUGUUAUUUCAAAGUAUUUUUAAUUAUUGUAUUGUUUACAUUUUUAGUUAUUUAUUAUUAAUUAAAGCGCAAGCUAACCGCACAUUCGGGAACAGCAGGGGGCGGUAAUGCGCCUCUUGAAAGCAACCGCCAUUUUACUCUAGGAAAACACAUGAAGGUUUGCUAGUCCGACUAAACAAGACAGACGCCUUUUCCGUCGUUCUCUGUUAUUUGUUAACGUAUCUAGAUGUAGAACGACAGUUUUGUAUUUUGAGUAUAUAAAGUAAAUUCUUUAGUAAAUCAUAGUAGGUUUAAAUGUUCCGUUUUUGGUCUCAGUAGGUUACAGUAGCUGUUUGUUAGCAGUGUUAGGUGCGACUCCAAAACAACAACGAGACACACCCGAGAAGAUUUAAGUCUGUAACCUCGCAUGAAGAUUUUCAACGACAUUUAUAAAAACGAACUGUAAAAUGAAGAACAUUUUCAUAAUUGUAACACUUGGGUGCGUUGUGUUUGGUGAUGCUAGUGAAGUGAAGUCAGUGAUGGAGGGAGAUUCUGUCACUCUACACAUCAGUCUCACUGACAUAAAACAAGAUGAAAAAAUACUGUGGAGGUUUGAUCCUGAAGACCCCGACCCCAACCUUCUAAUAGCUUGGAUUGAUGAGAAGAAGAUAAACUAUGAAGAACCUGUUGAAAGUUUCAGAGGCAGACUGGACAUGAAUCUUCAGACUGGAGAUCUCACCAUCAAGAACAUGAGAAUCAAGCACACUGGACUUUAUAAAGCAGAGAUCUCAAGAAAGACAGAGACAUCAGUUAUGUUCAGUGUAACAGUCAAUGAAUCUCCACUUGAUGUCAGCGCUGGUACAGAUGAGAAGACGGUGCUGACGACAAAGGGAGAUUCAGUCACUCUACACACUGAUGGUCAAACAGAGAGAGGUGAUAUGAUACUGUGGAGGUUUGGAGAUGAAGGUGUUCUCAUAGCCAAACAUGAUAAAGAAGACAACAAAAGCCCAAUAUACUAUGAUCGGGGGUCCAAGGACAGACUUCAAGUUAAUAAUCAGACUGGAUCUCUCACCAUCAGUGAUGUCACACCUUCAGAUUCUGGACUUUAUCAACUGAAGAUCAGCAGCAACAGCGAACAGACAUCAUACAAGAGAUUCAUUGUUUCUGUCAGUGAUGUGUCUGUCAUUGAACAAGGUUUAUCUGGAGGUUCUAUAGCAGGAAUAGUUGUUGGUGUCCUGCUGUCUGUUGUUGCUGUUGCUGCUGUGAUUUGGUCACGCCGCAGGGUGUCUGAACUAAAGAAUCAAACGGAGAAGCUGGAAGUGAAGGAGGGAGAUUCUGUCUAUCUAGACACUUUUGUUACUGAUCUUGAGUCAGGUGAUGUGAUAGAGUUGAGCUUUAAAGAGACUGUGAUUGUGGCUGACAUUAAAGAUUACGAGAUGGAAUUCAGAGAUAAUGUGAUGUUCAAAUACAAACUGAAGGUGAAUGUUAGGACUGGAUCUCUCAUCAUCAGAAACAUGAGAAAAGAAGAGACUGGAUUGUAUAAAGUAAAGAUUAGCAGGAGCAGUAAAGUGAAAUCAUUCCUUCAGUGCAUCACCUGUGGAGGACCAUCACUCCGUCAAUUCAAUGUUCUUGUCCAUGAAGAGAAACUGGUGGCGUAUGAAAGUUCUGUCACUUUACACCCUUACAAUAAGAUCCACAGCGAUGAUGAGAUCAAGUGGAUGUUUAAUGAUGAAGUUAUAAUAACUAAGGGCAACAACAUCUCUGAAAAUGAUGGUGAUUAUGACAGAUUCAAAGACAGACUAGAGCUAAACAAUGAGAAUGGAUCUCUCACCAUCAAGAUUGUCAAGGAAGAUGUGAGUGGAUUCUAUAAAGUCAAGAUCACCAGCAGUAAAGAAACAUCAUACUGUCUGUUCAAAGUCAUCACCGAGGAAAUAAUGUCAGUGAUUGAGGGGGAAUCUGUCACUCUAACAACUGGAAUAUAUGAACUUGAAAAUGACACGGAGAUACAGUGGAUAUAUACAACGGGAGAUACAGAUAAAGUGAUCAUAACUGGAGGGACUGGAGAAAAAGACAUAUUCAGAUUAGAAGACAGAUUGAGACUGAACAAUAUAAAUGGAGAUCUUACCAUCAGAGACAUCGAAAUAAGCAACGAGGGAAUGUAUAAAGUCAACAUCACCACUGGGGGAAAAACAUCAAUCUUACAAUACCGUGUAAAUGUCAUAGAUGUGAUGAAAUUUGCCAGGCUUUUGGAGUCAGCUGUUACAAAUGAAGAGAUCACACCAGAACUUGGAGGAAAGUCUGUCACUCUGCACACCGGUGUUACUGGAAUAGAGAUGGAUGAUAAGAUUGUGUGGAGAUUUGGAAUUUAUCAAAGCCGUAUAGCUCAGUUCAUUGGAGGGACCUCUAAGGCCAUGUGUUAUGACCUUGAUGAUGAGAGAUUCAAAAACAAACUGAAGAUGGACAAAACAACUGGAAAUCUCACCAUUGAGGACAUCACAUUUAACAUCACUGGAGAUUAUAGAGUAGAUAUCCGUAAGAAGAAUGGAACCAGACACAUGAAUUUCAUUGUUGCUUUACCUGUGUUUGCUGAAGUAGGAGGAAAGGUUCAUCUAAAAACUGAAGGUGUGCUGGGAAGGGAUUAUGUAAAGUGGAUCUUCAAGGAUGAAAUUACUGUGGUCACUAGAAUUCAUGGACAGGUCGCAUGUAACACCAAAUAUAAUGAGCGACUGAACCUGGAAGUUGAGUCUGGAUCUCUAACCAUCACUGGCGUCACUGACUCAGACUUUGGAGUUUAUACACUAAGGCACAUCAACGGUAGAGGAGAGAUGUCAAACAUGAAAUUCAGUGUUGCUCGUGAUAAGACUUCUGGAAAAGAUCUGCAGCCUUCUGCAGGGAGACGGAUGAAGCCAGAAACAGAAACUGAAUACGCAACAGUUGAGAUGCCUUUGAUGAAGAAUAAAGCUAGAGUUUGAUCAGCUGAUAGAUGCUCCACAUCACGUUACAUCAUCAACAUCUACAGUAACAAAUUUCUGAGCCGUCCUCUCUUGAGCUCAUGUGAUAAAAGCUUUUUACAGCAAAAGUUUCCAGUUCUUCAUAAACAGCCAAACAAACUUUCAUUUAUUUGUUUUUCAAACUGAUCACCGAUCAGAUUCUUUUGAUAUAUUUUUAUAUUUUAUAUCUGUUACUCACUGCAUAACAUAUUUUCAGUUUGACUCUCAUAAGUUUGAUAUUGUGUGAUUGUAGACAGUAUUAUUUUAAUAUCUGAUGAUGAGAAAUCUCAUAUUUACUGUCUCUUUUAUACACAUUUAUAUAACUAACACCAAAAACAAGUUCAUGAUGAUAUUCACAUGACAAUCUGUCUUUAAUAUAGUGAAGAACAUUCUUAAAGUUCAGUGUGUAUUUUAUGUUAAGUUGUGAUGUCUGUUAUGUUUUUCAUAUUGUAGUUAUUUCUUUAGUCUUUUAAUUACAUUUUAAAUUACAAAAUAUGUUUUGCUACUCAUAUAUUUUGACAAUCUGUUUUCUGGUAUGAUCUGAAUGUAAAAUAAAAAAUGUGAAUUCAGACUCUCAGUACAGAUGUAAAAAAAUUCAUAAAGCACUUAAAUCACUCUUUUUAUUACACAAAAGAGCUUUCUGCACUGAUGUUUAAGCUUUAUUUUUGUAUUCUAGUAUAAUAUGUAACAUUGUCAUAUUUGAAUCGUGUUCUGCUUUGGAUGAAUUUCUUCUCUUCAGUAUUAAUCUCAUUUCAAGUAACUUCAGAUGAGCGUCAUCUGAAUGAAUUCAUGUAACCAAAGGUAUUGGGAAUGUUUUGUGUCUGAAUUGUGCCUUAUUAGGUUUUCUAAAUGGCUGUUUUAACAGUAAACGCAUGCUAGUUUUGAGUUCAGCUUUACUAAAUAUACAAUGUACAUCAAUAUCAUUACUAAUAAAUGAUUAAAUGUC
This is a messenger RNA of Triplophysa dalaica, 4071 nucleotides long. RefSeq lists its product as uncharacterized. The coding region runs from base 603 to 3107 and encodes 834 amino acids. The transcript has 12 exons. Lineage: Eukaryota; Metazoa; Chordata; Actinopteri; Cypriniformes; Nemacheilidae. The record is from RefSeq and is a predicted model, not a curated record.